Molecule: messenger RNA, 4241 nt
Organism: Daldinia vernicosa
Lineage: Eukaryota; Fungi; Ascomycota; Sordariomycetes; Xylariales; Hypoxylaceae
Exons: 5
Coding region: 350-4006 (1218 amino acids)
Source: RefSeq, a predicted model, not a curated record
GCUACCCCUGCAAGUGCAACAGCACAUGUGCAAGAUCGGACGUUUUUGCUUGUUUCGGGAUGACAUCAUUCGUAGAGUGCCAAGCCCAAUUGAGUAAUGCUAGGAGCACGCCGUUGUUUUCUGUACCACUAAAUUAUUCAGCUAUACUACUUACAUCCUUUAGAUACACACCUUUACACACACCUUCACAGCCAAUACGUUAUACUAACCAAGUCACGAGUAUAAGUCCUGAGCAAUUUAGUAACGUUAACUUGCCCUACUUUAACUUGACCGGCUCUAGCUUCAUUACCAUGCCUGGAUCGAAAUAUCCUCUACCGGUGGGUUUCGUCUUGGAAUCAUCGCAGCAGCCAUGGCAAUAAUCCAGCUUUGGAAGCAGAAGCUUCAGCGACAACUUCAGCAAUGGAAGGGUACGGUCAAGUCGAAUCUCCAGAAGAACAAUCUCUGGAAGAGAAUGAUCAAGAACACCGUAUGCCUCACUAUCAACUUGAUCAUCGGGCUUAUCCCAGCAGUAGUUGCUGUAUACGGCCAGUCGACACAUCUCGGCGCUAUGGCCUCGGUAUUUGGGCAUCCUGGGCAGCGGUUUGGCCAGAUGACUGAAGUCUUGAUGCUCAUUAUCCUCGGCACUUUCGUCGGGAUCGCUUGGAGUAUCUUAGGCCUAUAUCUUGCGAGCCUUGUCUAUCAUACCAAUAUUCAAGCAGCUUGGACCAUCAGGGCUAUAUUCUUUACCUUAGCACUGAUACUUCAUGGUUUUUUACGUUCUUACACACCGAGGCUAUUUCUGUUUGUAUAUUGGUUCCUGCUCGUCAACAUCACCAUCUUAACAAGUACUACCACAUCCGUAUCAACUCGUAUCGUUACAAGUAUUACGUACCCCAUUCUUACAGCGGUUGGUGUUAUCAUCCUCGUAAACAUUAGCAUCUUCCCCGAAUUCUCGAGUGGGUUCCUAGGUAAAUCUACGAUAGAAUCAUUAUGUGCCACCAUUGAUUCUUUCCAAGAGGCUGGAGAUUGGUUCAUGUCCGAUACCAGGAACUCGGAUGGCGGGGACGCCGAAAAGGAGAAGGAAGCCUCAACGGCUUUACGUACUAGGCUCAUAGCCUUAACCGAAAAGAAAGAAAAGUUAAGGGCUCAGCUCGAUAGCUCUAAGAAAGCUCAAGCAGAGUGUAACUUUGAGCUGGUUUAUACGGUCCUCCCUCCGCGGUCUUUGAAGCCUAUCAGUAUGAUUUUGAUGUCGCGUCUUGUUCAAGUAACCAUCUGUCUUAUCAAUGCUUGCGAGAGCAAAUAUGCACUAGCAGGAUAUAAAGAUGAAGAGAACGAGCAAGAUGCGCCGGGCGAAAAAAAAUCCGACGACGAAGACUCCGAAUCGGAAUCUGAUUCCGACUCGGAUAGCAAGUCGGAGAGCGAUAGUAGCGACGAUAAGUCGGAACGCGAGACUAAAAAGUCACGGGAAAAAUCUGAAUAUGCACGGAAACUCGAGCUUGUUAAACCAACUCGAGAAAUAGAGUCUGGCGACAUCGAACUUCUUGAGCAUAUUCUCAGUCAGAUUCGUGGCCCGACCAAGAGCUUCCAACAUCAGAUACAAGCUGCUGUUCAUUUCAUAAUCUGCGCAUUGGCUUAUUGCUACGAUGUGCCAAACCUCCCAUCGGGCGCCCCAGCUCCUAAGGGGAUCAGCAUGGAAGAAAUUGAUCUCAGAAUCAAUAUGUUUGUGGAAGCGUUGACGCAGUUUGACCGCGAUUCCGCCGCGGCUCUGGAGAACGCAGCCUCUAUAGAGUAUGGUCGGAAUUCACGGGAUGAUAUUACACCGAAGAUGGAAACACAUUUAAUCGCGUCGUUCCUAAUUAGCGUACGGCAUGCAGCUACCCAGAUAAGCGAGAUGAUGAGACAUUCUAGAGCUCUUGUUGAGAAAAGACAAGCACGACACGACCGUCGACGGCUCUACUGGCCUAAAAUUGGUUGGAAGAAGUGGCUCACAAGUGGCGGCGAAAUUGACAUAAACACUCUUCCGGAGAAUGCGAGGAAGGAGGCAAGGACUGGCCACGGUAUCAGGGAAGAUCCCAGAAGACGCGACGAUGACACGGGUGACGUUGAAGAGCAACCGCUUAGACGUACCGAGGAUGAAGAAACAGGUCACGCUAUUUCGAAGCAACCUACAGUCCCCGAGAAAGGCAAUAUCCCGAAAGGCAAGAUCCCGAUGCGAAAAGCUCCCCAAAAGUCCGAAACGAGUAUAAUUAUGUGGCUACGUGGACUGGCUGCUGAUGCGGUUGAGUUCCUUCUCAACUCCGAUGAUCUCGCCUUUGCCCUUAAAAUGUGUGUGGCAGCAUAUAUCAUUACGUGGCCGGCGUUCGUGCCAUCAUUGAAUGCAUGGUAUAAUUCUGUUCGUGGAACUUGGGCGUCUCUUCAGCUAAUUCUCGUCUUCGAAGUCUCAAUAGGGACGUCAUUUCAGGGGUUCUUUCUAAGGACUUUCGGGGUCAUCUUUGGCUGUGUUGUUGGAUAUCUUGCUUACGAAAUUGGACGAGGAAACCGAAUCGUCGCUGUAGUUGUUCUCGUAUUUGGCAUCAUACCAUCAACUUACAUCCAUCUCGGUACACCAUACAAAAAAACGGGCAUUAUUUCCAUGGUUAGUAUGUCGGUGGUUGGGCUUGCAUCAAUACUGAAACCACGUGGAGAAAAUGCGUGGGAGGUAUUUGUCAAACGAAUGGUAUGCUUCCUCGUCGGUGGGACGAUUGCGCUUCUCGUCGAAAUGUUCCUUUUCCCCGUCCGAGCCCGAGACAGGCUUGUCGAGUCCCUAGCUUCGAGUAUCCAGCAGAUAUCGCACAUGGAAGCAUCGAUAGCUGUAGGCAUAGACUCGCCUCGAAAUAUCGAUAUCAAAUCCAGCGCAUUCAACGAGAACUUCGAGGACGCCAAGGAGAAGGCCGAACAGGCCCUUGCUGCCGCCCGCACUUUCUUACCUUUUUGUCUCACGGAGCCGAGGCUUAAGGGAAGUUUUAAGGGGCAAUCGUUGAUCUACGGCGAGAUGAUCUAUGUCCUAUUUCAAAUAAUCGACCGCAUGGACAAUAUGUUGCAUAUCCGCAAGGCCUAUGGGAGCAGCGUGCUUGAGGAGCUAAAUAGGGAAGUCUUACCCUACCGUCGUAACGUGGCGGCCAGUAUAAUGCUCAUACUCUUCGCCCUUCACGAAGCCUUGACGACCCGAUUACCUCUCCCACAAUUCCUUCCAUCUAGUCGUGUGGCACAACUACGGUACAUCGGCCGAGUCCGCGAGCUCCUGCUUGAGCGAAACAUUAAGUCAGGAAAUAACGGAAAUAACUCCGGCGUCCAGACUCCGGUUACUACGAGGAGUGGAUCUAACCCUCUCCACGCACAUGUCUUGAAAUCGAUGACUCGGCAAAACUUCUUAGCCUGGAACGCCAGCUCCGCCGCUAUUAUGGAGAUCAUUGAAUAUCUAGAAGAGCUGGUAGACCUUGCUAAAAUGUUGGUCGGGGUUAACGCGUUCCGGAGCGGAAUGCUGGAACGCCCCAAGUUCUAUGAGUACGUCAAGAAGAUCAAGGAGCGCGAGUCAAAUCGGAAUACAGCCGCGGCAGAAGCCGCCAAAGCGGAGACACAGGAAGCCCAGAAGAUUAGAAGCCGGAGUGGCAGCAACCCCGUGCGCAGGAGGCGGCGCUUCACGCUCGGCACGAUGCCUUCUCAUGGCGCUGCUACCGGCACGGCUGCUGGCAUAGACACGGGAGACGGUACUGGGUUAAGACACCGGUCAAAUAGUCUCUGGGGAGGCGGCGGCGACGGUGCUGCGGACGGUGGCCGCGGAGGAGGCGAGAUACCGGAGGAUCUGCCGAUGAGCUUGCAGCGGGUCAUGACGAGGCGGAUGGAGGAGAGGCAGCGCGAGAGGUUAUCUAGGCGCAGGAGGAAUACAGAUGAUCCUAAGGGGAAGCGGCCAGUUGUCAAGCCGGCGCAGCCUUUGACACUGUACUCGGGGUUGGUUGUGACUACGUUGGGUAAGGGUAAGGAGGUAUAACGCGCAACUUCGAGAUUAGCUUAUUUCACGGUUAUAGGUAAAAGGAGUUGAUGUAAUCAUGGGGCCAUAUUAAUUUAUCACACAAGGUACAUUAUUCUUAACACGAAAUUGACCACUAAGAUUUAAGAGUAACCGGAACGAUUCCUUACGCGAAACCUACCUGUUGAAGGGGUUGAAAGGAUGAGGUGUGUUAUAUUAAGGUUAGAGGGACACGAGGUUAGAUUUUGGGUUGAUU